CCCACCGUCGCGCGGCCCGUCGCCUUGACGACCGCAACAAGAUGGCGACGCUGGAGGGCGGGCUGUUGAAUUCCGACCCCGGGGCGCUGAGCCCCGCGCAGCUGGAGCAGCUGCGCAAUUUCAAGAUUCAGACUCGGAUUGCCAACGAAAAGUACCUAAGGACCCACAAAGAAGUGGAUUUGCUCAUAAGUGGUUUCUUCAGAGAAAUGUUUUUGCAAAGGCCAGACAACAUCCGAGAAUUUGCUGCAGAGUAUUUCACGGAUCCGAGACUUCCCAACAAGAUUCACAGGCAGCUAAUUAAGGAGAAGAAAGAGGCUUAAUUAGCAAAAUCAUGACGCCCAGCUGUUGAAAGAGACCAGCAAGAAUCCAGCCUGGGGGAUCACCUGGAAGGAAGAGGCCCUGUUGUCAUCAGCGUGGCUUGCGAAGCUGCCUUGGGCAGUGUCUGCUCCCGCAAAGGCUUUUAAAGAUACUGAUUAAAAACAGACCUUCCUGCUC
Messenger RNA from Rhinolophus ferrumequinum (greater horseshoe bat), 495 nucleotides. RefSeq names its product regulatory subunit of type II PKA R-subunit domain containing 1 (gene RIIAD1). The transcript is spliced from 5 exons. The record is from RefSeq and is a predicted model, not a curated record. Bases 42 to 320 code for a protein of 92 amino acids. Lineage: Eukaryota; Metazoa; Chordata; Mammalia; Chiroptera; Rhinolophidae.